AUAAAAGAAGACAGAGAGAAGAUACUGAAGAACAAACAGAGUUGAAGAAAAAUGCGGAGAAUUAAAACUUGAUGUUGAUGAUAAAGUUGAUGAUAAAACUCUUAUUGAAAUGAGUUGCCCCCAGACCAAACAGAAAUACUUGAAAAGCAAAGCAAAGAAAUCUUUCACCUGCACUCAGUGUGGAAAGACUUUUACAAACAAACAACAUCUUGAGUGUCACGUGAGAGUUCAUACUGGAGAGAAACCGUUCACAUGUGAUCAGUGCGGGAAGAGUUUCACACAAAAAGCACACCUUACAGGACAUAUGUUAAUUCAUACUGGAGAGAAACCAUUUACUUGUGAUCAGUGCUGGAAGAGUUUCUCAUACUCAUCAAACCUUAAGGAUCACAUGAACAUCCACACUAGAGAGAAACUGUACACAUGUGAUCAAUGCGGGAAAACAUUUUUGAGGGAUUCUCACCUGAAGCAGCACCUGAGAGUUCAUACAGAGGAGAAACCACAUUCAUGUCAUUUGUGUGGAAAGAGUUUUUCUCGUCCAGAACAUUUAAAAGUGCAUCAGAAAACACAUACUGGUGUGAAAGGCUACAUGUGCUUUGAGUGUGAGAAGUCUUUUACUACAGCAAGCAAUUUAAAAAAGCAUGAGAGGAUUCACACCGGAGAGAAACCUUACAAGUGUUCCCACUGUGACAAGAGAUUUAGUGUGUCAACAGGUCUGAAAACACAUGAGAGGACUCACACUGGAGAGAAACCUUAUGAGUGUUCACACUGUGACAAGAGAUUUAAUCAGUUAUCACAUUUAAAAACACAUGAGAGGACUCACACUGGAGAGAAACCUUACGAGUGUUUACACUGUGACAAAAAAUUCAGUGUGUCAUCAAGUCUGAAAACUCACAAGAGGAUUCACACCGGAGAGAAACCGUAUCACUGCUCUGCUUGUGGAAAGAGCUUCAAUCAAUCUUCUCAUCUACACAUUCAUACAAAAAACUAUCACAGUGAUUAGAUCAUCUUCAGAUCAAGCUCUUUCAGGUCUGAUGGACAUCUUCUUCAAAUGUGACGCAAUAACGCUAGCCUGCUACACUUCACUUUGCUUCGUAGACAGAGUCUGGAAAGGCAUAACUGACAAGCGUCUGAAGUUUAAACUCAUAGGUGUACCCGUAAGCCAAUUACAUAACAUUAUGCGCCGACUCAAACUUCUGCUAUAAACAGAAGUAUGCGUGGAAAACAAAACAAAUACUGAAUACUGCAAUUUAAUUGCAAGAUUACAGCAUGAAAUGGAAAUAUUCAAGGACUGGAAAAGAAAAGAAGACACUGACCUUUCUGUUACUGAUUGGUAACAGUUGAUAAAUUAAACUUUUCCCAAACCUGUCGGGAGUAGGACCACAAUAUCAACUGGCAAAUACUGGGAAUCUCCUCCACAACAGAGCAAACAGCAUCCCAUGUCUCGAUGUCUGCAGUUGUUUUAGAUUUCCCUGUCGUGAACUACUAAAUCCGGUGCAUAGCGUCUACUUCAUGGCUUGGCCCCCGGAACAUAUCAGCUGCCUCAGGAGUCCCACAAACCAACCAGUCAUAGUCGUAGUUCAUUCGGACUCAAUGUCUCCCUCAGGCUCCUGUCAAAGCUCUGCCGGAGGUGGAAGUUAAAGACCUCUCUGACAGGGGGCUCUUCCAAAUGUUCCCAACAGACCCUCACAGUAUGUUUGGGCCUGCCGAGUCUGUCCAGCUUCCUCUCCCACCAGCGGAUCCAACUCACCCUCUAUUCACCCAAUUGUCUAAGAUGUAAGGGUCCCCCUUUUCCUGCAGAACGUAAUCCAAAUUUUAUCUGACUCCAAUCAUUAAUUAACUAUAAUAUUU
Puntigrus tetrazona (Sumatra barb) is the source of this 1848-nucleotide messenger RNA. Its product is annotated as zinc finger protein 239-like. Gene Ontology annotation, molecular function: RNA polymerase II cis-regulatory region sequence-specific DNA binding; DNA-binding transcription factor activity, RNA polymerase II-specific. Lineage: Eukaryota; Metazoa; Chordata; Actinopteri; Cypriniformes; Cyprinidae. The record is from RefSeq and is a predicted model, not a curated record. Gene Ontology annotation, biological process: regulation of transcription by RNA polymerase II. Bases 110 to 1000 code for a protein of 296 amino acids. The transcript is spliced from 2 exons. Gene Ontology annotation, cellular component: nucleus.